Molecule: messenger RNA, 4446 nt
Organism: Solea senegalensis (Senegalese sole)
Lineage: Eukaryota; Metazoa; Chordata; Actinopteri; Pleuronectiformes; Soleidae
Gene: mknk2b
Product: MAPK interacting serine/threonine kinase 2b
Exons: 14
Coding region: 282-1715 (477 amino acids)
Biological process (GO): intracellular signal transduction; peptidyl-serine phosphorylation; protein autophosphorylation
Cellular component (GO): nucleus; cytoplasm
Molecular function (GO): ATP binding; calcium/calmodulin-dependent protein kinase activity; calcium-dependent protein serine/threonine kinase activity
Source: RefSeq, a predicted model, not a curated record
GAAAUCGUCGUCACCUUCCACCCAUUCUCUAUCAGGCGUGUCCCCGUCUCUGUCCUCUGCGGCUGUCGGAGCAGUGGGCCAAACAACGACGCUAACACUGGAGCUUUAAUAUUUACAACGGGGGCUCCCGUUUCAAGCUGACCACCCAGCGCAGUGUCACCACUUGCGACUCUCUGAAACGACUCGGUGUUUCGGGGACGUGCAAAUUUAUAUCCCGACAAACCACCACCACUGCUGCCGCCGCACGCCCACCAAAAAAAAUCAACCCAAAUCGAAGCAAAAUGGUGCAAAAUAAGAUCGCAGAAGUCACCGGAGUCACCGGAUUCCACCGCUCCUUCAAGGGUCAAAAUCCCUUUGAAUCGGAUGACUUCACUAAAAAUGGAUCCCAUCUUAUUGAUUCAUUUAAUUUUGAUUCCUCCCCAAGACACGACAUGCCCUCCAGCCAGCCGAUUGACAUCCCUGAUGCCAAGAAGAGAAACAAGAAGAAAAAGCGUUGCCGAGCAACUGACAGUUUCUCUGGACGAUUUGAGGAUGUCUAUCAACUGCAAGAAGAGGUUCUAGGGGAGGGCGCUUAUGCCAGAGUGCUGACUUGCGUCAACCUCAUCACCAACAAAGAAUAUGCGGUCAAGAUCAUUGACAAAAGACCAGGUCACAGCCGCAGCCGUGUCUUCCGUGAGGUGGAAAUGCUCUACCAGUGCCAGGGUCACAGGAACAUCCUAGAGCUGGUGGAGUUCUUUGAAGAGGAAGACAAAUUCUACCUGGUUUUCGAGAAGCUCAGAGGAGGGUCAGUCUUGGCACAGAUUCACAAGAGGCAGCACUUCAGUGAGCAGGAAGCCAGUGAUGUUGUGCAGGACAUUGCCAGUGCUCUAGAUUUUCUGCAUAACAAAGGAAUGGCACAUAGAGACCUGAAGCCUGAAAACAUUCUCUGUGAGAGUGCAGUCAGGAUUUCCCCAGUCAAGAUCUGUGACUUUGACUUGGGCAGUGGGAUCAAGUUGAACAGUGACAGCUCACCCAUCUCCACCCCUGAGCUCCUCACUCCUUGUGGCUCAGCAGAGUACAUGGCACCUGAGGUGGUUGAAGCCUUCAGUGAAGAGGCUACAAUCUAUGACAAGCGCUGUGACCUGUGGAGUCUUGGAGUCAUCCUGUACAUUAUGCUGAGCGGCUACCCUCCGUUUGUUGGCCGUUGUGGUGGCAACUGUGGCUGGGAAUUGGGUGAACCCUGUCACACCUGCCAGAACAAUUUAUUUGAAAGUAUCCAGGAAGGAAAAUAUGAGUUUCCAAAGGAAGAUUGGGCUCACAUCUCCUCAAGUGCCAAAGACCUAAUAUCCAAACUUCUGGUUCGGGACGCCAAAAACCGCCUGAGUGCCAGCCAGGUGCUACAGCAUCCCUGGGUGCAGGGGGGUGCAUCUGAAACUUUGCGAACAUCAAAAUUGCAUCAAAGAACCAGCAGUGCCAGGGAUCUCACAGUGUUUGCUGGCAAGGCCAUGGCCGUUAACAGGCAGCUGGCGGAACAGGAUGACAUGGAAGAUCAGCAGCAGCAGGAAGAACCAUUCGUCAUUACUGCUGCUGGCUCUUCGAUGCGCCUCUCUCCUCCUUCCAACUCCAAGCUUGCUAGGCGCAGGCAACGUAACAGCCAGCUCAAAGGAGGGCCCGUCUCUGCUGCAGAGCUCUGUCAGCUCUUGGCCCCUCUGGUCAUCGUAGGAGACUGUGCCUGAAACGGGUUCAUCCCUGACCUCCAUCCUUCCGUUAUGAUUGAAGUCCUGAUCCAAGACUGCCCUGAACUGUCCCUCCCAGUUCUGGACACUCUCUCUGACUCUAGCUGGCCUUGAUUCCUCUGCCAUUUAGGCUCUAUGCCUCGCUGUAAAUGGAGAUGCUGCUUGCAGCACUUCCUCUAAAUGCCUUCUGCCCUUCUGCAGCACUUCUUGAAGCACAUUAGCCCAGGGCCUGCAUAUAGCAAACACACAAAUGUGCACGUCUGGGUUGGGGAGGGGGGCCAGUUUAUGAUUUGUGAGAGAGGGAGGAAGAAGUAUUUUUUUUUGUAAUUUAUUUUUUUUUUCAUACAGCUCUGUUCAGAAGAAAUCAGAACAUGUAUCUUGGAAACUAAGCUCAGACACCAAAGGACAACCUGUUGUGCUGCUCCCACGUUACAACUGGAUCCACUGUGAAUUAAGUUAUCUGGAAUGUUUUCUUUGUAUGUGUACGCAUGAAUGGCCCAUAUGCAGAUUCGUACAAGCUUAUGCAAUAUGCCAAGAGGAAGGCUGUUCCUGCCUGAAAGGGAUUCAGUAUAUGGGUAUGGGAGUCAAAGCUGUUCAUGAAUGGUGUGGUCCAUUAUGUGGCUGGGGACUCUUCAAAGUUUUUUGUUUUCCUCCAUUAAGGACAAAUUUGUCUCAUUCAGUCACAGUGUAGUUGCUGUGCACUUAAUGCUCCCAAAGCAGAUCAUUCUUUUUGUGUACCAAUAUUGUGAGAACUUACUGUUGCAUUCAUACAGUUUUAUUACAAGAAUAUGCCAAAUUAUCAGUGGCCACACAUUCAAUGUUAACGACAUAAUUGGACAAGUGUUAGUAUUGACUAUUUAUGUAUGGCUUGCUCUGAAAUACACCUGGCAUCUUGGUACAGGCUAGUUCUACAGAAUCCUAAAUGGCUGAAAAUCCUAAACAAGUGAAACUGGGCAAUGUACUUUCUUUUUAAAGAAUUUAUGUCCCCCUGCCACAAGAUUAACUUGUCGUUUUUCCCUUCAGUUUUUUUUCUUGUUUUUGUAAUAUUUUUCUACAAAUCUAAUUAUGCAUUAGAUUAAAAUCAUAAACUGUCAGUAAAGGUUAGAGCUCCUAUUAAGGGGUUGAAAAGCACAUUUUGGCCGUUGUGACAGUGUUUUCUUUUUUUUGAUCAAAUAUACAUCACCCUUUUUUUUGUUCCAUUGUUCAACAUUGUCUCACUUCUGAAGGGAUGCACCCAUUUCAAAUUGACAAUAAGAGGCAGAUUUUUCUAAGGGGGAAAAAAAAUUUAAAAAAGGAAAACAUUCCACAAAAAGAAAAAUGACAAGUCUUCCAAAGUUGUAGCUGUAUUAAGUUUACUUUAUUUUUUUCAUGUUUGAGAACUCCAUGUUAAUGUGCCACAUUAUUUUUUCUCUCCUUUUGUAUGGCUGUUAAUAAGCUUCUAUUUUCUAUAUGGUGACUUUCAUGCAGGUGCUGUUCAGUUGAGGUGAAACACCAGUUGUUUUGUUUUUUUUUAAAUGUUUUUAAAAGUUCAGAGUAUGAGGUGAGAAGAUGGAAAGUGUUUGUUUAUUUGACCUGGAGCAUUCAUGCCCAGUGAAGGCAAGUUCUUUUUCUUUUUUUUUUGUAAAGAGUUGGCAAAUUUUUUUGUUCAGAUUAAGUUGAUGCUCAUUCUGAAACUGACAGGUUAAUGGACUGGUGAUGAGGUGGUCUCACAACACUGUAGCCAUUUCACGAAAGAGGCUUCAAGUCAUGACAUUUAAUACAUGAUCUAUCACCUACCAGUGAAAAGUGGGGGACUUCUGAUUGUCCAUGUUCUGUUGCCAGCACUGCAACAACGGUACUCUGGAAAUGGUGUCAAAGGACCCAUUUAUGCUGAUAAUAGGACACUGUAAUAGUUCUAAAAAUACCUUUCUACAGAUUCAUCGUUAUGGGGUUCUAUGUCUUAUAAUAAGACUUACUUGAAUUUGUGUAUGCAGCUGUUUCUUCUCCAUUUGGGAAACUACUUUCUAUCUGUAAUCUCAAAGCAUUAAGCUAAUGAUCAAGGCAAUCUUUGGGUUUUAAAAUACCUGUACACUUCAGUAUUCUGCCUUUUUCUCCCUUUUGAGCAUCAGACAAGUCGGUCCCUACUUUUUGAGAGGGCUGGAUAUUCAAAAAACAAAACUGCGCACACACAUUGACCAUACUCUGUACUAUCCUCAAUGAUAUGUUAGAGCUUUUUUGGUCAUGACCAUUUCUUCUUUGUCGAAUGGCGGUCGCCAUUUGGACUGCCUUUUACUGGUGAUAACGGGACAAAAUGAUAUCCUUAAGCCUCACAACUUUUGUAUUGUAUGUCAUUUUGAUGAAGGGUUAAAAUUCAGUCAUUCAUUCAAAUGGACAGUUCACCACAAAUCUCCCCACAAAUUGAAUGUAGCCCAAAGGCAAAAUUAUUUACAGUCCAUCAACACUGAUGAAAUGUUUCAUGGACCUGAUUUUUUUAAAAUCUAAAAUAAGACCUCAAGCUUUUUGAGAAUUGACACCUGAUUUAACCCAAAUCACCCUAAACCAAUCGUCUCCAUUGGGAAGAAAUUGGACAUAAAUUCAUCCUUAAGUACAAAAAAUAUUUUUGAUUUAAAAUAAGCACUUUACUGUACCAUGUGAAUGAUUGCAGUUCACUCAAGGCAACAUUUAUGACAGAUGCUACAGAUUUUUGUAUGGUUUUUGUAAAAAAAAAAUGCAAUAAAAAUGUUUCAAACUA